Brachypodium distachyon (stiff brome) is the source of this 3061-nucleotide messenger RNA. RefSeq names its product nuclear pore complex protein NUP93A. NCBI's taxonomy places the organism in Eukaryota, Viridiplantae, Streptophyta, Magnoliopsida, Poales, Poaceae. Bases 103 to 2712 code for a protein of 869 amino acids. The transcript has 15 exons. Gene Ontology annotation, cellular component: nuclear pore. Gene Ontology annotation, molecular function: structural constituent of nuclear pore. Gene Ontology annotation, biological process: protein import into nucleus; poly(A)+ mRNA export from nucleus. The record is from RefSeq and is a predicted model, not a curated record.
CAUUUUCACCCACCGCUCCCUCCUCCUCCUCUCCCCACUCCAAAAACCCCAGCUCGAGCGCCGCGUCGGAGCGCCCUACGAAAACCUCCAUCUCCGGCGGCGAUGGCCGGCGUCGGCACCAGCGGGAGCGGCGGUGGCGGCGACACGGAGAUGGGCGGAUGGUCGGAGCUCCUCAACACCUCCACCAAGCUCCUCGAGCAGGCCGCCCCCACCCCGCACUUCCCUACCCUCCAGAGGAACCUGGACCAGCUCGAGGCGCUCUCCACAAAGCUCAAGGCCAAGACGAUCCGCGCCGAGGCGCCGUCGCAGUCUCUCUCCGCCACAAGGUUGCUGGCGCGCGAGGGAAUCAAUGCGGAACAGCUCACUAGGGACCUCAAAUCGUUUGAACUCAAGACCACCUUUGAGGAUGUUUUCCCGUCAGAAGCUACUUCUGUUGAGGAAUACCUGCAGCAGCUUCAUGAAAUGGCAAUCGUCUCAUCCAUCCAAGGAGCACAAAAGGACAACUUAAAGAGUUUUAACAAUUAUAUGAUGCAAGUUCUUGAGGAUGACUGGCAGAAGGAGAAGAGGGACUUCUUGCAGAGUCUAAGCCGACUUUCUACAUUACCAAAGCGAAACACUAAUCUAGCCAGUGGUUUGUCUCGUCCUGCUCUGAUGUCGGCUUCCAGUCCUCAAGCUGCAUCCGGCCUGCCUGCUAUGGAAGUCAUGCCCAUACCAAACAAGACCAUAAUUGAAAACAAAUCUUCAGUUUAUGCUGGGGUUGUGAGAGAUCUCAAUGAUGCCAGAGGACGCAGCCUGCCUUUUAGUCCUGCCACAGCUUUCAGGGCUGCUUAUGAGUCCUUGUCUGUUGAUGUUAUUGGCGCAAAAUCGGUGACCAUGCAGAAAGUCUGGCAUUUAAUUCAGGCAUUAGUAGGUGAAGGGUCGACUCAUCGAAGCAAUUCAAGAAAAAUGUCACUAGUUAUUGGAGCUAGGCAGCACCUUGAGUGGGGUCAUGAGAAAUAUAUAAUUGAGACCAUCAACAGCCAUCCAGCAUUAGCUGCCCUUGGUGGAUCUGUCGGCAAUCUUCAAAAGAUUCGUGCAUUUCUUCGGGUCCGGUUGCGGGAUCAUGGUGUAUUAGACUUUGAUGCAAUCGAUCUGCGCAGACAACCACCAGUGGACACAACUUGGCAGCAGAUUUAUUUCUGCUUAAGAACCGGGUAUUACGAUGAAGCAAGACAAGUUGCUCAAUCAUCUCGUGUUGCUUACAACUUCGCCCCUCUGCUUGCAGAAUGGAUUACCACUAAUGGUGCUGUAUCAUCAGAGACUGCUCUGACGGCUUCUGAGGAAUGUGAAAAAAUGCUCAGAAUGGGUGAUCGACCAGGGCGUCCGGGUUAUGAUAGGAAGAAAUUGCUCCUUUAUGCCAUAAUUUGUGGUUGUCGACGCCAAAUUGAUAGAUUACUUAAAGACCUGCCAACACUUUUUAAUACUAUAGAGGAUUUCUUGUGGUUCAAAUUGUCAGCUCUGCGGGAAUCCACCAGUGCAUCUUCUUCCAAUGUAUUGAAUGAAAGCUUGGUUCCUUAUACACUGGAGGAUUUGCAAAAUUACUUGAACAAAUUUGAGCCAUCAUAUUAUACAAAGAGUGGAAAAGACCCACUGGUCUAUCCCUAUGUCCUUCUCUUAAGUAUCCAAUUACUUCCAGCAAUUCUUUAUUUGUCCAAAGAAGUUGGAGAAGAAGGGUUCCAUGUUGAUGCUGUGCAUAUUUCAAUUACUUUAGCUGAUCAUGGUAUUCUCCCUGAGGGUGUUGGAUCAGGCCAGAAGAUGGGUGUGAUGGAUGCUUGCGCAGAAGCUGCCAGUAUAGUGAGGCAAUAUGGUUCUAUUUGCUUGCGCAAUGGCAACCUUGAUUUAGCCCUGGAGUAUUAUGCACAGGCUGCUGCUGCAAUGGGUGGAGGACAGGUAUCAUGGAUUGGUCAUGGUAAUGCUGAUCAACAGCGCCAACGAAGUUCAAUGUUGAAGCAGCUGCUCACAGAGAUAUUACUAAGGGAUGGUGGUAUUCAACUUUUGCUUGGUCCAAGUGGAAUGGGAGAAGAAGGAGAACUAAAGAAGUACAUGAUGGAUUGGAGAAGUAGGCAGCAAUUCUUGCUUGAAGCUGCCCAUCGGUGUCAAGAGGCAGGGCUCUAUGACAAAUCUGUGGAGAUUCACAAAAGAGUCGGAGCCUUUGCCAUGGCACUUCAGACAAUAAACAAGUGUCUGUCAGAUGCAAUAUGUGGCAUGGCACACAAUAUGUUAGAUGGUGAAAGUCGUGCUAUUGCUCUAAUUCAAUCUGGCAAUGAAAUUUUGGAAACAUCCAGAUAUUCUUCUGAAGCCAGUGUUCAAGAUAAGGAUCUAAUUUCUGAACAGCAAAUUGUACUGAGACAACUUGAAGCUAUUCUUCACAUUUAUAAGCUAGCUCGUGCUGGACAAACUGUUGAUGCUUUGAGGGAAACCAUCAAACUUCCGUUUCUUCAUUUGGAUCCUCAGUCUCCAAAUGUAGCAAUCGAUGUAUUCAGGGAUUUAUCACCCCAUGUUCAAGCUUGCGUGCCAGACCUCCUGAAGGUUGCUCUAAACUGUAUGGACAAUGUUAGAGAUACUGAUGGGACCCUGCGUGCUGUCAAAUCAAAGAUUGCGAACCUUGUGGCAAGUAACAUGAGCAGGAACUGGCCACAAGAUUUGUAUCAGAAGGUGGCGCAGUGCAUAUGAGUCGUGUUAUGUAUUGGAGCUGCGUGCUAGUGAUCUGGAUUAUCUUUAUUAGCUGCGCCGCAAACCAUCUGGAACAGGUUGUUGUUUGUACUGCUGUUAUCCGCUAGGAUCAUGUUGGCCGCAUGUGCGCAUGAUCUGAAGAGAGGAAAGGUUUCAAGCUCCGGUGGAUGGAUGCGAAUGGUUUUUGCUCGUGGAACCUUAUUGAUAUCGUCUGUUUUGUUUGUAGGCCCUUGUGGCGUGUAAUGAGCGUCAAACACUGAGACUGAAGGAAAAAGAAACUAUACUUUCGUAAUUUAUUAAUCCAUGAUUGGUGGAGCGGCCUCUUGAAUCUCCAAAGACUAGUCGCUUA